Molecule: messenger RNA, 2896 nt
Organism: Penaeus vannamei (Pacific white shrimp)
Lineage: Eukaryota; Metazoa; Arthropoda; Malacostraca; Decapoda; Penaeidae
Biological process (GO): regulation of transcription by RNA polymerase II; apoptotic process
Cellular component (GO): nucleus
Molecular function (GO): RNA polymerase II cis-regulatory region sequence-specific DNA binding; DNA-binding transcription factor activity, RNA polymerase II-specific
Source: RefSeq, a predicted model, not a curated record
CCGCCGAGAGAGGAGAGCCAGACGACCGAGCGAAACGGGAAGGUGAAAUAUCCCGGUAAAAAAAAAAUCUUCUGAAAAAUCUUCUCAAAAUGGUCAAGAAACUAAAGUCCGACGCGCCAGAUCCACCCGGACCUUUCCACCAACAGCAGCAACAACAACUGCAACCUCAACAGCAGCAACAACAGCAGCAAGAGAACACUCCAAAUGACUGGGUAGGAAACGAGAUACUCAGCCUCAUAUACGGCAACCAUCCCUACACGCCCCAGAAUACUCCUCAACCAACUCCUCAGGCAAUCCAGAGUCAGCCGCUGUGCCACCAGGUCAACCAGCCCCUCGCACAGACGCCCUCCGGCUUCCCCGCUCCCAGCCAUCCUCAGACUUCUUCCGCGCCGUCUGCGGGAACGAACGCCCUGCAGGUGCACAUGCAGUAUGUGGCCGCAGAAGUCCCUCAGCAACAGCCGUACAGCGGACAGAACCAGCCAUCGUUCCGUCCGCAGUUCCCAGGGCAACCGCUGACCAACGGAGGAACCAUGAACAGCCUCGCGCAGCCUCCUUCGGGCAACAGCUGCUCUCCCGCCCAGCCCGUCUCGCGGCCUGGAGGCUCUCAGGCUCUCUUCACCCCCUUCAGCGUCGGCGGGAAGAGGCCGAGCGACUACAGCGAGCAGUACGGGGCUCCACUUAAGUGCACGGCCACCUCGCCCCUCUUUCCACAGGACCCUCAGGGCCCAGAGACGGCCCGGGAGCCCCCCGUGGCCCAGUUGUCUCAGUGCCUAGAAUCGACGCGUGGGCCCCCCGUCGCCCAGUUCCCUCAGAGGAAUAGAAUUGAGGGGAGUCAUGGCUUCAAGGUUACGUUCCCUGGGAAUUCGCCCAAGUUCAUCGUUAGCAACAUUGGAGAACGACGCCACAUCAAUACGCUGAUGAAUAACUACAUCACGACGAUCAUACACCACUCGGCCGGCCCUCGGGCUUGGCUGCGGUUCUUCAUCGUGUUUUCCCGCGACUCCGAGACCGCGCAGCCCGUCUUGCCCUGCAGGAACCACCAGAAUGAGAACCAUCCGUACCACAUGCUGGAAGUGUCUGCAGGAAACGACGAGGCCAGGUGGGACUACGACUUCCACCCCUCCGUCAUGGUCCGCCCGGCACCAGCUUCGGCCGGAGUGUACAACGUGCAGCUGAGGUUUCUUUGCCGCAACUCCUGCCUGACGCGGAAGGACCUCAUGCUGAUCUGCCAGCUGGAAAGAGACAGUGGCGUGGUUGAGGGGCGCGAGGUCCUGGAUGUCAAGGUGAGCGCGUGCCCUCGCCGAGACGUCCCCAAGUCUUCGGGCAACCCGCCGCCGCCCAAGAUGCCCCGCGAAGACCGCAACCAGGGGAGUCACCAAGAGGGCUGCCUUGGCUUGGGAGAGAGCAUGGACACUGUUCCCGUUCCUGCUCUGCCGGCGUCUGCUAACGUGUUGGAGCAGGCGUUCAGUCAAGCUCAGGACUUCGGGAUUCACUCUGCUCGCUUGCACUAUAUCGGGCAGCGCUUCAGGGAGCUCCAUCCCGAGGAGUACGAAGACGUGGAGAGGCAGUUCAACGAUCUCUGGGACUCCAGAAUGCAAAAGUAUUGAUGCGGAGUGGCCAGCGUGCUCUGGCUGUAGAUCCGGGUCGAGUUUUAGGGUUGCCUCGGUGUUGGACUCUGGCGAACAUUUGUGUCUGCGUCUGUCAAAUCUAGACUGUAUAAUUCUCUCUUCUUAAUACACUUCCACCCUCUGCCACACACACGCACACAUAUAUGAUAUAUUUGUGUAUGCGUGUGUGUACGUAUGUAAGUGUAUAUGCAUUGCAACCCAAAGUAAUUGAUAGUUUUUAAUACCUGCACCAAUGCUGAAGAACACCUGUUGAUUGGUGUUACCUGUGACCUUAUUACCUUCGCCAAGGUUAUGUUCUUGUAGCGUUGGUUAGUUUGUGCGUUUGUUAGUUGGUAAGCCGGAUAACAGAUUUUUAAGAAAGUUUUUUACCUCUUAGCCCUCCUAAGAUGUCAAUAAAUUUCAAGUGUGAAUAUCUUUACUGCAUCAGUGACACUAUUGUCUUGGCGGAAGUAUGGGCUCCCUGAGUGCUUCUAGUUAGUCAGUGUUUCCAUACUUGUUAUAUAUUACCACUGUAAUUCAUUGCCUUUACAUUUCUUUUGUUCGCUCGAAAGUACAAGUCUUCACGCCUUGAUGUUGCCUACACACCUGGCCAGGUAUUGGCGGCUCAAAAGUCAUCCAUGGAAGGGGUCAAGCCAGGUGAAGCUUAAACACAGAGAGCCAAGGGUUUUGUCCCUUCCUCCAGCCCCGCCGCUUGGAGACAAGUGACAUGACAAACUGCUGUAGUGGAGACGCUUGCCUGGGUGACAAUAUGACAGACUGCUGCAAUGGAGACGCUUGCCUGGGUGACAACAUGACAGACUGCUGCAAUGGAGACGCGACUGUGUCCUCCACUCUACAUUCCGAUAGGCAGCUCAUUGAGGGCACCAGAAUGUUGGAUGUCACCCAAACGUGACAAUUUACAGAGUGAUCUAUAAUUGUAUGCAUUAAUGUUCUAGUAAAAUGGAUACACCAAGAUUGUAUUGUAGAUUAGAUGAUGGACGUUGACUGCAUAACUUAUAUGACAGUCAUUCAUGUAUUUACACUAUUGCUGUAAGAAUGAUAAUGAGAUAAGGAUUCUUCAUUCAGAAAAAAUUCUACACUCGUGAAUGAUGAUUCUCGUGUAUCCACAUAUAUUGUCAUUAUCAUUAUUGUUAUUGUACUGUUAUUAUUGUCAUUAUAAGAAUGAUACUGAUUGUUACUGCUACUUAUACCCCUAUCAUUACCAUCAUAAUCAUCCAUUACAUAGCCAUUAUUACUCCAGUAUGUUUAUAAUAAAAAUUACAAAAAAA